Molecule: messenger RNA, 1191 nt
Organism: Cygnus atratus (black swan)
Lineage: Eukaryota; Metazoa; Chordata; Aves; Anseriformes; Anatidae
Gene: NMUR2
Product: neuromedin U receptor 2
Exons: 4
Coding region: 1-1191 (396 amino acids)
Biological process (GO): G protein-coupled receptor signaling pathway
Cellular component (GO): plasma membrane
Molecular function (GO): neuromedin U receptor activity
Source: RefSeq, a predicted model, not a curated record
AUGGCCUGGACCAGCAAUACCUCCUGGUUUAACCAUCUGGCGCUGCAUGAAGAACGCUUCAGGAGGUACCUGAACAGCACCGAGGAUUACUUAGCCUUCCUAUGUGGGCCCAAAAGGAGUCAUCUCUUCUUGCCCGUGGCUUUGGUGUACACCUUGAUCUUCAUUGUUGGGGUGGUAGGUAACUUCUUAGUUUGCCUAGUAAUCCUUAAGCACCGGAACAUGAAGACACCAACCAAUUACUACCUCUUCAGCCUUGCUGUCUCAGACCUGCUUGUGCUGCUUUUCGGGAUGCCCCUGGAAGUCUACGAGAUGUGGAGCAACUACCCCUUCUUGUUCGGGCCCAUUGGCUGCUAUUUCAAGACAGCGCUCUUUGAGACAGUGUGCUUCGCCUCCAUCCUCAGCGUGACCACGGUCAGCGUGGAGAGAUACGUUGCCAUCCUCCAUCCCUUCCGUGCCAAGCUGGAGAGCACCCGCAAGCGUGCCCUGAGGACCAUCGUGGUGCUCUGGGUCCUCUCCGUCCUCUUCGCCCUCCCCAACACGGGCACCCACGGCAUCAUGCUGCAGUAUUUCCCCAACGGCACCCUGGUCCCUGGCUCUGCUACCUGCACCGUAGUCAUGCCCAUGUGGAUCUACAACUGCAUCGUCCAGAUCACGUCCUUUCUCUUCUAUGUGCUGCCCAUGGGGGUCAUAAGUGUGCUGUACUAUCUGAUGGGGCUAAGAUUGAAAGGAGACAAAUCUCUGGAAGCGGAGGAAAUGUCUGUGAAUGUCCAGAGACCAUCCAGAAAAUCAGUCACCAAGAUGCUGUUUGUCCUCGUGAUGGUUUUUGCCGUCUGCUGGGCCCCGUUCCAUAUCGAUCGGCUCUUCUUCAGCUUUGUGGUGGAAUGGACUGAGCCUCUGGCUAAUAUAUUCAACUUAAUUCACGUGGUGUCAGGUGUUUUCUUCUACCUGAGCUCUGCCGUGAACCCCAUCAUCUACAACCUGCUGUCUCAGCGCUUCAGGCUGGCUUUUCUCAGCGUCAUCUCUCCUCGCUGCAGGCACUGGGCCCCUAAGCACCCCACCAGCCAGAUUCCUGCCCAGCAGAGCAUCUUUGUGGUUGAGGACCACAACCUCGCAGACUCUGCUGAAGACACAAGCGUCCCUGGCACCCACAGGACCUCUGUCAGCAGUUCUCAGCUCUCCACCGGCCUGUGA